Molecule: messenger RNA, 4680 nt
Organism: Penicilliopsis zonata CBS 506.65
Lineage: Eukaryota; Fungi; Ascomycota; Eurotiomycetes; Eurotiales; Aspergillaceae
Exons: 4
Coding region: 277-4377 (1366 amino acids)
Biological process (GO): inositol metabolic process; inositol phosphate biosynthetic process
Cellular component (GO): cytosol
Molecular function (GO): inositol hexakisphosphate kinase activity; diphosphoinositol pentakisphosphate kinase activity; 5-diphosphoinositol pentakisphosphate 1-kinase activity
Source: RefSeq, a predicted model, not a curated record
UCUCAAGAUAACGGAUUGAGGUGGCAAUGACAAAAUGUGGAUCAAACCUUCCUGCACAGUCGGUUCUUUUUAAGUAUUUCUUGCAGGAAGCAAAUGAUGAUAUACCCAGAUCAUAAUUAAAUACCACCCGCUUAGCCUCAAGUAUUGCAUUGAUAAUAGAUCAACGAGAUUCUUACACAGCAAGCCUACAAUACUACUAUGAUCAUUGAACUAUUUUUUGCCAGACUCUGCCUGUUCCCCUAAAGAUUAAACAAGCAACUUGGUUAAAGACCCAAAAUGAAUAGAGACCGGAUUGCUCCCAAUGACCUGGGGCAGACGGCUGCAAUGUUAGAUCAUAAUGGUCAAGCUGCUCCAAAACCGAGAACCGAAUCUUCAACUCAGCCAGAUGAAUCUGGAGAUAGCCCUUCGCCGAGCGUUUCCACGACAUCAGUGGGCAAUUCAUAUCAACCAUCUCCCAGUUCUAUUGCUAGGGUGAAUACUACUCUUAGUCCUGAUAGGGAUCUGAAUCGCCUCUCUUUCUCAUCUAUCUAUUCCCUUGGACCUCCUAUUGCAACGCAUCAUGGCAACAACGGCGGCGGCUCGCCUGGCGAUGUCAGCUCUCAAAAAGGCCUUUCAGAAUACAAUACAAAAAAUUCUACUUCGGCUUAUAGCCUCAUUGAUAGCGAAGCGAAUGCCUCUCCUAAUUCUGUCUCGGAGUCUACUAGCGGCGCUCCGCCGGGAAAUGGACUACUCGCGAAUUUGAGCCAGAAUCAUCCUGUUCGGUAUGAGCCAAUACUAGACACCCGUAGCACAGGACGUGCUUCUCAGUCCGUGCAUUCUUCUGGAAGGAUUACAAGGAGACUAAGCGGAAGCACAGCUGCUAGCUCAAUUAGCGAAUUGGAGCCUUCGGCAUCAAUAUCAGGAAAGAUUGGUGUAUGUGCUUUGGAUGUGAAAGCUCGCAGCAAACCAAGCCAAAACAUUCUGACCCGCCUUCAAUCAAAAGGCGAUUUCGAAGUAAUCGUAUUUGGUGACAAGGUCAUUCUUGAUGAGGCUGUUGAAAAUUGGCCUGUCUGUGACUUUCUUAUCGCCUUCUUCUCUGAUGGGUUUCCCUUGGACAAAGCGAUUGCAUACAUGAAAUUAAGAAAGCCCUUUUGCGUCAAUGACUUGCCAAUGCAGAAGGUCUUAUGGGAUCGACGGCUUUGUCUAAAAAUCCUUGACCAUAUGGGCGUUCCAACACCAAAAAGACUUGAAGUCAAUCGUGACGGCGGGCCGACAUUGGAAUCCCCUGAGCUUGCUCAACAUGUAUAUCGUCUGACUGGGGUCAAACUCGACGGUCCUGAUGAUGGAACAGGAGGCGGUGCACCAAAAUCUGGAACUGUCACCUUGUCAGAGGAUGGAGAGGCUCUGCUCGUCGAUGGAAAGGUCUUCAAAAAGCCGUUUGUUGAGAAACCUGUGAACGGCGAGGACCACAAUAUCCAUAUUUAUUUCCCGAACGACAAUCAGUAUGGGGGUGGCGGCAGAAGGCUCUUUCGGAAAGUUGGCAAUAAAAGCUCUGAAUAUGAUCCUGAGCUUGUGGUUCCUCGUUCUGUGACAGAACCGGGCACCAGCUAUCUCUAUGAGCAAUUCCUGAGGGUUGACAAUGCUGAAGAUGUGAAAGCUUACACAGUUGGCCCGGACUUCUGCCAUGCAGAAACCCGCAAGUCCCCCGUUGUCGACGGGCUAGUCCGGCGGAACACCCAUGGCAAAGAGCUAAGAUACAUAACCCAGCUUAGCAAAGAAGAAGCAGCAAUGGCUACGAAGAUUUCUAACGGCUUUGGCCAACGAAUCUGUGGCUUUGAUAUGCUUCGAGUUGGGGAUAGAAGCUACGUCAUUGACGUGAAUGGUUGGAGUUUUGUCAAAGACAACAACGAUUAUUAUGACAAGUGUGCCAACAUUCUACGGGAUAUGUUCUUGAAUGAGAAACGUAGGCGAGAUGGCUCCGAGCCCUCCGAGCCCCCAUCUCCAGAUCCCGGGCACUCGAGAAAGAGUACUGCUGGAUCUCAUAGACAUGCCCUGAAAACCUUACUCAAAUCACCAAGCACCUCAAGGCUACACAACAGUCAGAACAUCCACAAAACUUAUGAUAUGGGAAGUCUCGAUGCUGGGAAUGCUACCGAAUCCUCGCCUGCUUCGUCGGGCUUUGAAAACGCGGAGCAUCUCAGUAGUGCCGGAAGUUUGCACUCUGCAGAAAGCGGCCGAACCUCCCGUGCCUAUAGCCUGGCAAAUACAAAGCCUCCAGCCGUGCUAGCAGAAGUCCCUAUCGAAGGUCCCCCACCGGCAAUACCACCGCCUGCUUCCAAGCAUUCAUGGAAGCUUAAAGGUAUGGUUGCAGUGAUUCGCCAUGCAGAUCGCACACCAAAGCAAAAGUUCAAGUUUACGUUCCACAGCCAACCGUUCGUGGAUCUGCUCAAGGGACACCAAGAAGAGGUUGUAAUUAAAGGAGAGGCCGCUCUAACCAGUGUUUCUGAGGCAGUUCAGGUGGCAAUGGACCAGGGGCUCGAGGAUUUGGAUAAGCUAAAAUUGCUUCGCACAUCGUUGGAGAAAAAAGGAAGCUGGCCAGGUACCAAAGUUCAAAUCAAGCCCAUGUUUCGCAAACGAAAGCCACAGGAAAUGGAGGGGCGUGCACCCCUGCCUCCUAACACACCUCCUACUGAACCACAUCUCGAAGAACCUGUCUCACCAAUUGCUGGGGAAACAAUGUCAGAUGGUGAGCGUCUGAGCAGAUCACAAACACGAAGUGACUCGGUAUCGGGCGCUACUUUCUCCAGGUUUUCAGCUGUUGAGAAUGAUCUUGUAUUGGAUAAACUGCAGCUUGUGAUUAAAUGGGGCGGAGAACCUACUCAUGCUGCACGCUAUCAAUCUCAGGAUCUUGGCUUGAACAUGCGAGAUGACUUAAAACUUAUGAAUAGAGAAGCACUGAACAACGUACGAAUUUUUACGAGCUCGGAAAGAAGGGUGAGCACUAGCGCACAAAUAUGGGCUUGUUCGUUUCUCGACCAAAAGGAUAUGCCAGAAGAUUUUAUCCAAGUGCGCAAAGAUCUUCUCGACGACUCAAAUGCAGCUAAGGAUGUGAUGGACAAGGUGAAGAAGAAGCUGAAAUUGCUCUUACGAGAAGGUUCCGCACCUUCCCAGUUCGCAUGGCCAAAGGAUAAUGUUCCUGAGCCUUCAGUUGUGCUUGCGACCGUCGUGGAGCUGAUGAAAUUUCACCGACGUGUAAUGAGGUUUAAUUUCCAAAAACUUGACUGCCCUACUGGUAGUCUUAACUCACCAGAUCGGAUGUCAGAUCAGCCCAGCUCUCAAAGUCACUCGGCGUCUUCAAACCAAAAACCUCCCACGGCUCCUAUCCAAGGUCGAUGGUGUGCUGGUGAGGAUCCAAGCCUAUUCAAAGAACGCUGGGAGAAGCUCUUUGCCGAGUUCUGUGAUACAGAAAAGGUCGAUCCUAGUAAGCUGUCUGAGCUUUACGACAGUAUGAAAUUCGAUGCCCUACAUAAUCGUCAGUUUUUGGAAUGGGUUUUUCUUCCUCCAGAUGACUUUGACAUGUCCAACUCAAAAGAUCAAGUUGCGAAUGACACUAUUGGAGAUAGCAAGAGCACUGAAACUAGCAGCCAUGAGAGAACAGACGACAGAACAGAUAAUAAUCAAACUUUUGCUCAUCGACUUGGACUGAAAAAACGCAUCUAUGCGCUUCAGUCAAUACCUCACCUUAGAGCCUUUGACGAGUCCUACGACCAUUAUUUCAAACUCUAUCCUGGCUCUACCCCAACGAAGCCCAAGUUGGAUGAACGGCUCUCCAAGCUGAGAGAGUUAUACAAGUUAGCAAAGGUCCUCUUUGACUACGUGACACCUCAAGAAUACGGUAUCACAGACAGUGAAAAACUUGAGAUCGGACUCUUGACAUCUCUUCCGCUCCUCCGAGAAAUUGUGAUGGACCUUGAAGAGGUUCAGGCCUCUUCGGAUGCAAAGUCUUUUUUUUACUUUACAAAAGAGUCUCAUAUUUACACGCUUCUCAACUGCAUUCUCGAGGGCGGUAUACAAACCAAGAUUGCAAGAAGCGCCAUUCCAGAGCUGGACUACUUGUCACAGAUUUGUUUUGAGCUUUAUGAAGCAAAGGACAGCGAAUCUUCAACAAACUCCUAUUCGAUCCGCAUAUCCAUCAGUCCUGGCUGCCAUGCUUUUGAUCCACUCGAUGUGCAGUUAGACUCCAGGCAUGCGAUCGGCUGUGCUCCUAGAAGGAGUCUCACGGCUCACCAUGAUUGGAAGGAAGUUCUUGAAACUCUCAAGGCCAAAUUUGAUACUGUAAAACUUCCAAAAUCCUUCAUUGCAGUGAACUUGAGUGACAAACAUAUCCCAAAACAUUGAGCAACCUACGCUAUUACCUCUCCAGUGGAUGUCAAAUCAGUAUGCAAUAGGUUCAAUAGAAGAAGGCAGACGGCAUCACAACCUUUCAAAAUAUGCACUUUUAUGUAUUCCCUAGUUCUAAUUGGGGUCUAUGGUAUUGAAAGAUCACUACAUCCUGCUAGUUUCUGGGACUGAGUGGUGUCUGCUAGAAUACCUUUCCUUUAUCAUUGUGUUUCUAGUAUUUUAUUGUAGAGGAUUCUGCUGGAGGUAUCAUACAACCACCUAGGAUCUAGCUCAUUAGAACUACCUGUGCCUUUUCAGGUU